AUGAAUUAUGAAAAUAAUUCUCAUCAACUUCAUGACGGGUUUCCUCAGGAUGAUUAUGAGAAAGAUAAUGGAAAGGAAUCAAUACUUAAUACAAAGGACUCGGAAGAGGAUCCUUAUGUUGAUUUAUUUCAUGAAUACGAGGAUGAGCCUUUAAGGUCGGAAGCCUUCAACACGUUCCGAAAGGAAAAAAGCAAUCCUUUUCAAGCGUUUCUGGAACAGAGAGAGAAGAAACUACAACAAGCUAAAUUUGCAACCAAUUCACAGCUCUAUCCAAGACCCAAAUCAAGCGACUCUUCAAAAAACAAUUCAGUGGAUGAUCAUCAUUAUUUUAAAUCGUUUUCUCAACAUAAACCUUCCAAAGGAUUGGACGACUCGUUCAUUGCUGAAUCGGAAAGCUUCUUGGAAGAAAUGAAUAAUUUACAACAGAUGACACUUGAUGUCAAAACUGUGGACAAACGAAAAUCUACAGUGUCAAAACUCAACGAUGAUCUUCGAAGGAAAACCACUCACAAAGUGGCCCCAUCGGAAGCACCAACGGGAAGCUUUCAACAACAUGUAAACAAUAUGGAUUUUUCUUCACAAACAUUUAAGGCGUUGAACAACUUCAAUCAAGAGGAACCUUUUUAUGAGACAUCAUUCAAAAAACAACUAGAGGCCCGAAUACGAGCCAGAAAUGAUGCACAUCGAUUAUGGCGAAAAGGAUCGAGAGAGGAGGAGUCUCAAACGAAAAACUACUUUAAGCCAGAUGAUCUUCGCAAAAUAAUUGCUGCCAGUGUCAAGAAACCCGAGAAGGAAGACAACACACCAAAAGCAUUCUGUUUGGCAGGCUUGUUGGAUGAAGUUGGCGAAAAAUCAAAUCCUCAACAAAAACUAAACUCAUCCAGUGGAUCGAAAAGAUUUUCCAAGUCCAUGUUGCACAAUUCAAAAGUCACGACAAGUCUCGAUCUGUCCAAGUCCAGCAAGAAUUCCUCCACGGAUGGCGGUAGCAACAGCAGGUCCUCCAGUGCCAAAAAAGUGCGUUUUAAUCCUGAGGCAAAUCCUCAGCAGAGCAAUCAGAGAAGCAAAUCUUUAACAAAGAAAGAAGGGCAGACCGAAAACACUUCAAAAAAGGUUUCAACUUCCAACUCUGUUGUGACAUCAGCUUCAAAAUCCACCUCGUUGUCCAAUGCUAAACAAGCACCGCAACAACAACCUCAAAAGGGAUCGUUGAGAGAGCUCCUCGCUCAAAGGAAAGGUGUUUCAUUAGAUAAUUAUGUGGUCAAACAACCCCCUUCUUCCUCUGCUGCUCGAACAUCCUCCUCCUCGCUUACUAAAGCGAUUGCCUCUCACGAUGUUCAGAGGCCACACACAACUCCAACCUUCUCUACAUCUGUACAACAAUCUUUCAAACCAGAAACAAUUACAAUCAGCCUAAAGGACAGCAUCAAAACUCUUGAACAAGCAUCUUCAAAACACAAUGUCAAAAAAAUUGAAGAAGACUCGCCUAACAACGACAAUUCGGAUAAGGUGACAAAAUCGAAUACAAGAUUUGAGCUCGGUUCAUUUUACAAUGAGGAAGAUGAAGAUGACUUUUUUGAGGCUCGACGAUUGAUGCACAGAAUAUCUAUGCUUCGUAACUUUAUUGGAGGAAACUCUUCUAAAAUAAACGAUCAUUAA
Molecule: messenger RNA, 1656 nt
Organism: Naegleria fowleri
Lineage: Eukaryota; Heterolobosea; Eutetramitea; Acrasida; Naegleriidae
Exons: 1
Coding region: 1-1656 (551 amino acids)
Source: RefSeq, a predicted model, not a curated record